Cornus florida is the source of this 2158-nucleotide messenger RNA. Its product is annotated as rust resistance kinase Lr10-like. Gene Ontology annotation, biological process: protein phosphorylation. The record is from RefSeq and is a predicted model, not a curated record. The transcript is spliced from 3 exons. NCBI's taxonomy places the organism in Eukaryota, Viridiplantae, Streptophyta, Magnoliopsida, Cornales, Cornaceae. Gene Ontology annotation, molecular function: polysaccharide binding; protein kinase activity; ATP binding. The coding region runs from base 167 to 2020 and encodes 617 amino acids.
AAUUUUUUUUUAACAAAUUAAAAAGAUUAGUUUCUUAGUGUACACUACCUCGCUCACAAGUCCGACAUACCGUACCCAUCAAAAACAGUUUAGAUAGAGAGAGCGAAUACCCAUCAAAAACAGUUUAGAUAGAGAGGGGCAGCGGAGACUAGGUGGUUACUUUGAAAUGGCCAAAUUUGCCUUGCUCUUGUUGUUUCUGAUAUUAUUUGCAAGGCAAGGAGAAGGCCACGAUGAGUGCAAGGUUUCGAGGUAUAUGGAGAAGGGUCCGCCCAUCCGUUUCCCUUUCUGGCUUAAAAACGGCAGCCAGACGGUGUCCCUGCCCCGCCGCUAUCCCGAGUUUGAGCUAACGUGCGACAAGAGAAAUCAAACCGUGCUGGAGCUCCCAAAUUCAGUACAUCUGCUUGUCAAGGAGAUUAAUUACACAUCUCAAUCCAUUCAGCUGUAUGACGGGGAAGGCUGCCUUCCCAGACAGCUUAUAAACCUCACUUUAUCUGCCUCUUCUUUUAACUUUACUCCAUAUGAUUAUGGUUUUGCCUGUUCUUUUAACUUUACUCAAUAUGAUUAUGGAAACACCAUGGUUGACUAUGCUUUGUACAAUUGUACUUCUGAACCAGAUAGAUUUUUAGAAUACUUCAUCCCUUGCCUUAGUACUGUUCCGGAAUAUCAAAUUUAUGUUGUCCCUUCCGGGCAACUUUAUUCCCUGACUUCCUGCACAAAGAUUCGCAACUUCACUUUAUCACUUCCUUAUCGGAUAAUUUUCUUUAAGGAGUGUAAUGAUCUUGUAUUAUAUUGGCGGGAACCAAAUUCUCGGAUAUGCGAACCACAAAGCAAGAAUCAUUCCGCGGGACAUGAUGAUCACAUGCCUAAAACAACUGAAGGUCCAUCAAGAAAACUAGUUGUGACAGCUACCGUGAUCUCACUUCUCUUAAUUCUUGCUCUAGUACUUCUUGUGCUCUAUCGUGUCUAUAGCUCAAACAAAAUGUUGAAAGAAGAUGAAGUAAAGAUUGAAAAGUUUUUGGAUGACUACAGAGCACUCCAGCCCUCAAGAUACUCUUAUGCCGAUAUCAAAAAGAUCACAAAUCAAUUCAAGGAUAAACUCGGGGAAGGCGGUUAUGGGACAGUUUUCAAAGGAAAACUUUCCAAUGAGAUUUUUGUAGCUGUUAAGGUCCUCAAGGAUUCAAUAGGAAAUGGAGAAGAGUUCAUCAAUGAAGUGGGAACAAUGGGCAGAAUCCACCAUGUGAAUGUGGUUCGCUUGGUCGGAUUCUAUGCUGAUGGAUCUAGACGAGCUCUUGUUUACGAGUUUUGCCCAAAUGAUUCUUUAGAAAAGUUCAUCUUUUCAGAAGAUCACAAGUACCAUUUCCUCGGUUGGGAGAAGCUCCAAGAUAUCGCUUUGGGCAUAGCCAAAGGAAUUGAAUAUCUUCAUCAAGGGUGUGAUCAAAGAAUCCUUCAUUUUGAUAUUAAACCUCAUAAUAUAUUGUUGGACCACAAUUUCAAUCCAAAGGUCUCUGAUUUUGGCCUAGCAAAGUUGUGUUCCAAGGAACAAAGUGUUGUCUCUAUGACUGCUGCAAGAGGUACCAUGGGGUACAUUGCCCCAGAAGUCUUUUCUAGGAAUUUCGGGAAUGUGUCGUAUAAAUCAGAUGUAUAUAGCUUUGGAAUGUUGUUGCUUGAAAUGGUUGGUGGGAGGAAAAAUAUCGAUGUUAUAGUAGAGAACACUAGCCAAACAUACUUCCCAGAAUGGAUUUAUAACCAUUUACAUCAAGGAGAAGAGUUAGGUAUGAUCAGCAUUGAGAAAGAGGAACACACUAAGGUAGCAGAGAAACUAGCUAUUGUUGGGCUUCGGUGCAUUCAGUGGUACCCUGUUGAUCGGCCUUCCAUGAAAGUUGUGGUUCAAAUGCUGGAAAAAGAAGGAAACAACCUUACCAUGCCACCAAAUCCUUUUGCUUCAACAACAGAAACGAACACAAGUUCAAUCAGGCCUGCAAGAGCUUUCAAUAGAGAGUUGGCAGUUAUUUCAGAAUGAAAUUAAGAGCACAUUUUUUUUUUCUUUCUUUCUUGCUGGUUAAUGUUAGGUGCACAAUAUAUUUUACUCAUCAAUAAGUACGGUAUUUUUGUAAUUAACAAUCCAGGGGAUCUUUAAUAAUUCUUCUUUUUCUUUUUC